This is a messenger RNA of Oncorhynchus tshawytscha (Chinook salmon), 2437 nucleotides long. RefSeq names its product polymeric immunoglobulin receptor. Gene Ontology annotation, cellular component: external side of plasma membrane. Lineage: Eukaryota; Metazoa; Chordata; Actinopteri; Salmoniformes; Salmonidae. The coding region runs from base 136 to 1188 and encodes 350 amino acids. The record is from RefSeq and is a predicted model, not a curated record. Gene Ontology annotation, biological process: positive regulation of T cell proliferation; negative regulation of T cell proliferation; immune response. The transcript has 6 exons.
CAUGUCACACAGGUACAUGUAUUGUCAGUCUACACUCACAGGGAAGAGGAGCGCCAAACUCAGUCCUUCUCUCAACACACACACAUACCGAAACAUACCGUUUCUGUCUUUCAACAUCAGGAGACCGUCAUCAUCAUGUGGAUCUCUGUGUUUCUGAUCAGCUCAAUCCUUCACAUUACUGCAGGAAAUGAAGGCUGUACUCUGUCAGGCACUAACCAUCCACUGCAGGAGAUCACUGCAUUUACAGGCCAGUCUGUUCUCCUGCCCUGCUCCUGUACUGUACGUCAGUUUGAUACUCCCAGACUCACCUGGACUAAAUUAACCCUAGGUCAGGAGCCUGUGAUAUUAACCCAGAGUGAUCUCUACAUAGACAGAGUGGAGCUGUUAAAUAGAAAACACCCUGGGAACCUCUCUGUCCUCCUCUCACACCUCACUCAGGAUGAUCAGGGAGAUUACAGAUGUACACUCGAGGAUAGUGACAACUGGGACAUAGAGAGGGACAUCAGACUCUAUGUUAAAGGCUGCAGUUUGUCAGACUCUAACCAACUGGAGAUAGUUCGAUCCCCGGGCCAGUCUGUGCUCCUGCCCUGCUCCUGCAAUGAACUCCAGGCUAAACCUCACAAACUGACAUGGACUAAACUCCCCGCUAUACCAUUAACCAAGUGUGAUCUCUACAGAGACAGAGUGGCAAUGUUUAACACUGAGAGCUCUCCAGGGAACCUCUCUGUCCUUCUCUCAUUCAUCACUAAGGAGGAUCAGGGGUGGUACAGGUGUACAAUCAACAACCAAGACACUAGAGACAUACAUAUCACUGUUGAAGGCACAGUGAGGACGUCAGGAGAAGCUCCAUCUGCAUCCUCUCUGCAAAACAAUCCAAUCCAAUACGUCUUAAUGGCUGUCCUAGUAGUCAUACUGAUCAUCGCUGGAAUGGCUUUGUACAUAUACAAGAGAAACAAAAGUAUUUAUCCACAAUUGCAACCACUAGAUGAUCCCAAUGCAAUGCAUGCUACGGUUCAACACAGAAACGCCAACCAAGAGGAUACAACUACACCACUCUGUGCUCCAGAUGAUACCUCAGUGAUAUACUGCACCAUCGUCCACAUGACAGGAAAAGGGAAAACAGCAGUGAGUCUGGAGAACAGUGGAGAAAUAGAGUAUGCCAGUAUCAAGACAGGCAGAUCCUCCUAGAGCCACUAUACAAGGCUCACAGCCUUAUAAUACAGAGAGAUCUCUAACAUUAUUGUGCCCAGUAUCAUGAGGCUUUAUCUGGCACACUUAACUAUAAAUAUAUUUCACUCUCCAAUAACACAUGUUUAGUGGUUAACUGGGCACAGGAAAUCAGGGGCGGGUUUACCUAUGCUAACAUAUGGAAUUGUUUUAAGAUGGUGAUACUAUCGUUUAGCUACUUGUUUUUCUUUUUGUGAAGCAGAGACAUGUAUAGUGCCUUGAAUGGCUUGUGAUUUACCUAGUUCCCUUUUUAUAUUGCUGUUUUGUAAUAGAGAUGGAUGACUUCAGCCGUUUAAAAAAAAAGGGAGAUGUGGUUUGAUGUGUAUGGAAACAUCUUUCGCAAUCACUAUUGCAAGAGGUUUCAUUGGUGGCUAUUCAAACUGAUAUAUCACCCAUUUUAACAUAUGAAUCUUAUAUUUCUGCCAAAUAGCUGGUACACCUUGAAGAAUUCAUAAUCCUUGAAGUUGACAACAAAAAUGUAAAAUGUUUGUAUUUUUAAGCCUAAGUUUGUUACAGCCAACUAUCUUUGUAAAAACAACCUAUUGUCGAAACCAGUCAGUUAGCUACUUCCUCUUUGGUCUAAUGGACAAAUCACAAAUUGUUGCAUUCCUGAACAAGAAAAGCACUCUCGCAAUGUCAUCAACUGAAGUAUAUGCUUUUAAAGUGCACUAACAUGGAACGUCAUGUUAAAGUGUGUAUGUUUCUGUACAGACAGUAUCUCCAUUUGACAAAGUCAGAUUUUCCAAUUACUUACUUCAGCACGCUCCCACAGACCACAAACAGAUGGCCAUCUACAGUAUAUUUUGCAAUAUACAAAUAUACAGAUAUUUCAGGGUUUUUUUUAAAGCUAAAAACCUGUUUUUGCUUCUUCAUUAUGGGGUAUUGUGUGUAGACUGAUGAGGGGAAGAAUUAUUUAAUCAAUGUUAGAAUAAGGCUGUAACGCAACAAAAUGUGGAAAAAGUCAAGGGGUCUGAAUACUUUCCAAAUGCACUUAUCAGAUCUGUUUUUGAUAUGUCCUCAUUCUCAGCACUAACAUGUCUGUGACUUUUCCUUUUAAAGAUGAUAAUAUUAACAUGCUGAUGUAGUAGACGCUUUUAUCCAAAGCGACUAACACGAAGUAAACAUAUUUAGUAGCCUAUAUGUAGCCCAUGGGCAAGUGGCUAACCUUGUGGAUGUUGCUAACCCUAUGCUGAUAAACUCCACAAAACAA